CGUAAGAGAAUAAAAAGACUGCCGGUGGCAAAAUUGCUGGAAGCUUCAGAAUUUGGUUUCGUGAAGAGAGAGGGACAGAUUUCAUUAGACAUACAAACCUUAUUCACAGAACUCGCUUUUUUAGACUAUACAAUCAUAAUCCCCUCCUUUUUUUAUCAGAUCUUUCGUUUUCACCCAGUCUCAAUUUGCAAGAAUUCUCUGCAAAUAUCUCGUGGCUUUUCGAUUUUUUGAGGAUUUUCUAUUGUUCAGAGACAUCCUCCGAGGUUGAGGAUGGACAAUUAGAAAAUUCAAUGCAAUAGGUUCACGCGAUUCGGAUCCAGCUGAUUUUGGUUAGGGUUUUGUUCCAACUUCAGCUGGUUCUUUAGGCAGCUGCAGGCCUGAGGUUUGAGGAUCAAGUAUUUUGUCCUUUUGGACUUGGCCAAAAUGGCAGAGAGACAAGAUGUGUAUGAUGAAACAAGGGAGAGAAGAUCAUAUUAUGAGAACUCUGAAGAUGAGAGAAGGAGAUCAAAGAUAGGAUCUUUGAAGAAGAAGGCCCUAUAUGCUUCAAACAAGCUCACUCAUUCACUAAAGAAAAGAGGGAAAAGGAAAGUUGAUUUUAGAGUGCCUUCUGUUUCCAUUGAGGACGUGCGUGACCCAAAAGAGGAGAGUGUUGUCGCAGAACUGCGUCAAAAACUCCUCGAAAUGGAUUUGUUGCCUGUUAAACAUGAUGACUACCAUACUUUGUUGAGAUUUCUGAAAUCAAGAGAUUUCGACAUUAACAAGACUAUCCAAAUGUGGGAGGAAAUGCUUAAUUGGAGGAGGGAGUUUGGAGCAGACACCAUUCUGGAGGACUUUGAAUUCAAGGAGCAGGAACAAGUGUUGAAUUAUUAUCCACAGGGAUAUCAUGGUGUUGAUAGAGAAGGCAGGCCUGUUUACAUUGAAAGGCUGGGAAAAGCUCAACCCAGUAAACUAAUUCGCAUUACUUCAGUGGAAAGAUACUUGAAAUAUCAUGUUCAGGAAUUUGAGAGGGCUAUACAUGAGAAGUUCCCAGCCUGCUCUAUUGCCGCUAAACGGCGGAUCUAUUCAACAACCACAAUUUUGGAUGUACAGGGCUUGGGGAUUAAAAAUUUCACUUCAACAGCCACUAGUCUGUUAGCAGCCAUGGCAAAGAUUGAUAACAGUUACUAUCCAGAGACACUACAUCAAAUGUACAUUGUCAAUGCUGGACCUGGAUUCAAGAAGGUUCUUUGGCCUGCUGCACAGAAGUUUCUGGAUCCCAAAACUGUAGCAAAAAUCCAUGUAAUGGAUAUCUACAUUUUACCACUUGACACGCGUUUCUGUCUCUUUUCUCACCCUCCCUUUCUCUUCUAUUUGCCACAGAUUAUUGAUUACACAUGUCUUCUCUAUGUUGUACAGGUUUUUGACCCUAAAUCCUUGUCGAAACUGCUGGAAGUCAUAGACCCAAGUCAAUUGCCUGAUUUUUUGGGUGGGUCAUGCUCUUGUGAUGUUGAGGGAGGUUGUCUAAGAUCGAACAAAGGCCCUUGGAAUGAUCCUGAAAUAAUGAAGAUUGUGUAUAAUGCAGAAGCAACUUUGGUAAGGAAGAUCAGUAAAACAAGCAGUGAUUGGCAGGGAAAGGACUUGAGUAUUCAAUUACUGCCAAUGAAGGGAAGAUGCAGUGACACAUCUGCGUUUGAAUCAGGAUAUGAUUUUGAUGAUCAUUCCUCCCCAACAAGACAAAAUUGCGAAACGAGUUCAAGACAUACCCCGCUUCAUGAAGCCAGAACAUCAGAUACGAGUGUGUAUUAUAGUUGUGAUGAUCAAUUUCGACAAGAUAAAGACAGUGACAAUGAGCAAGGUGUGGAAGAGGAGUCCUCUAAUAUCAAUGUUGUUGGAAAUACAAAUUUCAACGCAAGACAAUGUUUCGAAGGUACCUUGGUUAUGUAUUGGUUGGAAUCCAUCCAGGAAUCCAUCCAGGAAAGGGUAGUAAAGGGAGGUUUCCGGUGCAUGACGAGAACAGUGAUGUCUAUGAUCACCAAGCUUUUUGAUCUUAUUCAGAAUGCACAUGCUGAAUGUUUGAGGAGGCAGACCGGUGUUUAUCCAUCUAAUACAUUGGAAAGUGAGCAAGAAUCAAACAACCAAUUAUCUGUUGGUGCAGAAGCUGUCAGAGAAGAGAGUAUGGUCCUUCCAUGUGUACAGCGCCUCCAGAGACUGGAAAAUUUAUUGGAAGAAAUUAAGAAGAAGCCUGCUGAGAUUCCCAUGGAGAAAGACCAAUUGCUUCAGCUAUCUCUGGAAAGGAUCAAGUCUGUUGAGUUUGAUCUUGAGAAAACAAAACGGGCAUUGAAUUCUACGGUGGCAAAGCAGCUGGAGAUAUCCCAGUUACUAGAGAAUAUGAGGGAAUCCAAAUUCCAUCGACGGAGGUUUCUAUGUAAUAUCUGAUGGUUUGGAUCGGUGCAGAGACUAUGAAACAGGGCAGUUAUUAUGGUUUAAAAUGAUAGGACGUGAAUAAAUAACUAUGGGUGGAUUUUGAAUGAUCGCAUAUCUGACGGCAAGCCCCCUUAUCCCCCUCCACAAAGUCAAUGGUGGUGGUAACCACAGUUAAGGUACAGCUUUGAGACUGUGCAUUGUAGGAAUGCCUUGCAUUCAUAUCUGAAGUCUUUCUCCUCUUGGAACUGAUUUUACAGAUCUACUUAGCAUACAACCGACUAGCCUUAGGCCCAAAGUAAUGAGUUGUAAAUGAUGAGCCUAAUCAUUAGUAAAUGAAUUGCUCGAUAAACUUAGAAAUGCUUCUGAAUAUACACAGGGAGGGAAGAAUAAAGGCCAGAAGAAAUUGCCAGAUAUUGGUGAUUCUUUGUGAGUAGCUAUGGUUGUGAUCACAACAUGAAACAGUCUAAGAUUCCUCCAUGUACAUAUCCAGUAGGAUGACAUAUAUAGGGUAAUACUAAAGCAGUACAAGUUAUUUAUCUAA
Molecule: messenger RNA, 2944 nt
Organism: Salvia splendens (bonfire salvia)
Lineage: Eukaryota; Viridiplantae; Streptophyta; Magnoliopsida; Lamiales; Lamiaceae
Product: phosphatidylinositol/phosphatidylcholine transfer protein SFH13
Exons: 14
Coding region: 424-2415 (663 amino acids)
Source: RefSeq, a predicted model, not a curated record